GUCACAUGGUCGCCUAACUUUAUUCUGUUGACAGCAAGUAGGAGGGCUUUAUGGAGGGAGGAAAAAAAGACAACUCGAGAAAAAUUAGUAUUUUCUACCUUCAGAAAUUAAUGGCCAUGAGUUCGUACAUGGUGAACUCCAAGUAUGUGGAUCCUAAAUUUCCUCCUUGUGAGGAAUAUUCGCAAAACAGCUAUAUACCUGACCAGGGCACAGGGUACUACAGUCCAUCGCAGGACACUGAUUUCCAGCAUCCAGGAAUCUAUUCACGGUCAAACUACCCCGAGCAGCCCUUCAGUUGUAACACUGUGCAGGGCUCCACAGUGCAACAACGGGGUCAUGUGCAGGAGCAAGCUAGCCAUCCGAGCCCUUUCACCGCCCAGACCGAGCAGUGUCCCUCGGUCCCAGUACCUGGCCCGAGGACUUGUGGGCAGCAACAAAACACAAAGAACCAAAACGGGAUACAAGCCAAGCAGCCAGCAAUAGUUUACCCCUGGAUGAAGAAAGUGCACGUUACCACGGUGAAUCCGGAUUACACAGGACCAGAACCUAAACGGUCACGGACAGCCUACACAAGACAGCAGGUUUUAGAACUGGAAAAGGAAUUCCAUUUUAACAGGUAUCUGACCAGGCGGCGUCGCAUUGAGAUUGCCCAUACCCUCUGUCUUUCCGAGCGUCAGAUCAAAAUCUGGUUUCAGAACAGAAGAAUGAAAUGGAAAAAGGAUCACAAACUGCCCAACACAAAAGGAAGAUCUGCGUCGGCCUCAAACCAGCAUGUACAGCACGUUCAGAAGGACAACCAGACAGAUAUCACAACUUUAUAACUGAAACUGGAAUCCGUCUCGCCUUCCUCUGAAGUAUAAAGUGAACUAUGUAUUGUAGACAAUGCUGCGUUUGACUUUGCAUGGUCUCAACAUGACAUUUUUGGGUCAUUAUCAUUUGUGAAUGUGAACCAGAGGCACACAUUACAAAAUGCUUUGAGAGAGAGCUACGAAGUGUGGACUAUGUACUGAUAUAUCACGCUUCCCCACCAAAUGUAAAUCUUAAGUGGUUAAGAAGAUACGAGUGCAUCACCACAUUCUUCACAUGCUCCUCUGAGGUACAGUAGAUUUCUAGAAACCGAAACCUUGUUUUCACAACAAACGCCUCCAGAACUGUAACACUUUAAUGGUUGCAAGUGUUUAUAUUUGCAGUAUCAUAUUCCAUAUCUGUUUUAGCUAACCCUUUAUGUCUCAAUCAAGGGCCGAAUGAAUUGAAAUUGGUACUGCUUGAAGGAUAAAACCGAUAUCCAUUUGAAAAACGCAAUAGCUUUCUGGACAUGUAAAGGCCGAUUUGGUCCAUCUCAUUUAAUAUUAUAGAACUUAUUUACAAAAAGGUGGAUCAAUUGGAUAAAAAGGUAGAUCAAUUGGAUAUUAUUUCUAUUUCUAAACAUGGACUGGUCACUGAAAGGCAGGCAAAUGGUAAGUGAGCUUAGGAGUGUAAUUACUUACAGAAAGUUUAUCUGAAAAUGAAUCUUCAUUGAAGUCUUUGACUGCACUAACUCUACACACAAAAAAACUUUCUACAAGUGCGUUUGAAUUUAUUUUUGGAGUAAGAAAUGCCUAUGUGUUGAUUUGAAUAUUUCUUAGCUAGGCUAUAAAUCUCCCGUGACACCUUUGUAAACAGUGUACAAUUAAAGAAGCUGUAUAUCUGUCUUCCAGAUGUCAUUCGAAAAUUCUUUAAUUACACGUUAUUUUUUAUUUCUUUAUCUACUUUUACUAUUGUAAUAUACAUUUUAGAAGUGAAUUCAUUGAAAUCUUUUAUUUAUUGAAUAUCAAAAUGGAGAAUGCUAAAAGUUUGAGUUGCGUUUACAAUGCUUAUGGACCCAAAUUAUGUCCAAAACAUUCCAUAAACCUGAUAUUGUGUUAAUCGAAUAAAAGUGCAACAUUUUAUCUAUAUUAUGUAAUAUAUCUGUACUUUGUUCAUAUUUUCUACAAACGCGUUUUGUAGCAAAAUGGUAAUUAAAAGUCCUGAAUACAGGAUAGUAGCAACAUCACAUAGUACUCUCUUGAAAAAAAAAUCAAGUAUAUUUUGUUGCAACUGGUCUAGGUUUCUAAUGCUGAAAUGGGGAGUAUUUUAUAAGCUAAAAGAAUAGUUGAAUGCUGGAAUUCUAAAGCGAUGCAUUCACGUGGUGAUUAAAUAUUCCGGUAGCUUCUCUUCUGCAGUCAUUGUCUCCUGCACAAAAAGCUGGGAGCUCACACAUUGCGAAGAUGUCUUCUCUGAAGCCCUCUCGUUGAGAGGGUUGAAAAGGUAUUUUUACAGAAGCCAGUCAAAGCUCCAGAGGCAGGUUCAACCAGAGGACACAUUUUCUAUUGCAUUAGACGGAUUUCAGCCGCGAGGACUGACCCCGAAACCCCUUGACCCGCUGGACCCGCGGCCUUUUCUUACGCAGACGGUAUUCGCAUUCUGUGUUAGUAAAUGGACAACUUUUACGUUUAAGGCAUCAUACAUCUUUGUCCUAUGCAGUUCUCUAUCUAGAAAAAAAUGUUGUCGUACUCUUAUAUCUUGUUUUAAAUGCACUAAAUGUUAUGGGCUGUGAUAAGCACCAUUGCAAUUAUUCAUUAUUGCCCUUUUUGUAUUUCUUUUGAGAAUGUUGUGACGUGAACAUCAGGAUGUCCUCGAAAUGCCGAA
Molecule: messenger RNA, 2667 nt
Organism: Sardina pilchardus (European sardine)
Lineage: Eukaryota; Metazoa; Chordata; Actinopteri; Clupeiformes; Clupeidae
Gene: hoxd4a
Product: homeobox D4a
Exons: 2
Coding region: 51-821 (256 amino acids)
Biological process (GO): embryonic skeletal system morphogenesis; positive regulation of transcription by RNA polymerase II; anterior/posterior pattern specification
Cellular component (GO): nucleus; nucleoplasm
Molecular function (GO): RNA polymerase II cis-regulatory region sequence-specific DNA binding; DNA-binding transcription factor activity, RNA polymerase II-specific
Source: RefSeq, a predicted model, not a curated record